Messenger RNA from Penicillium longicatenatum, 195 nucleotides. RefSeq lists its product as uncharacterized. Lineage: Eukaryota; Fungi; Ascomycota; Eurotiomycetes; Eurotiales; Aspergillaceae. The transcript has 2 exons. The record is from RefSeq and is a predicted model, not a curated record. Bases 1 to 195 code for a protein of 64 amino acids.
AUGCAGUUCAUCACUGUCUUCAUUGCUACCCUGGCCGCUGUUGCCUCUGCCUCUCCCUCCGAACGGGCUGAGAAGCGCUCCUGCGUCGCCAACUACGAAGUUGCUUGUACCUCUGGCGGCAACCCCUGCUGCGAUGGCUGGCAGUGCGUUGGUGCCACUGAGUGGAACGCUGGUGUCUGCAUCCCCAACUACUAA